Leguminivora glycinivorella is the source of this 1955-nucleotide messenger RNA. Its product is annotated as protein enabled homolog. Lineage: Eukaryota; Metazoa; Arthropoda; Insecta; Lepidoptera; Tortricidae. Gene Ontology annotation, molecular function: actin binding; microtubule binding. Bases 17 to 1366 code for a protein of 449 amino acids. The transcript is spliced from 2 exons. The record is from RefSeq and is a predicted model, not a curated record. Gene Ontology annotation, biological process: actin filament polymerization. Gene Ontology annotation, cellular component: cytoplasm; actin filament.
CGUCCUACUAGCCAAAAUGCAACAACUACAGAGAGAGCUCAAAACGGCCAAUGAGUUGAACACAAAACUUCUUCAAGAACAGGAAGAAUGUGAGCAGGAAAUUGAGUCUGUUGUUCGAACAAAUACAAGUCUCAAAGCCCAGCUUGCAACUCAAGAUGUCGAAUUCGAAGAUAUGCAGGGGCAGCGAGAUGAAUUACAGGCCAUCGUUGACAGAUUCAAGCAAUGUCAGGAGAUACACGAGCAGGCACUGCAACGCAUCCAGGACCUGGAACAGCAGCUGGAGGAGUCAGAAGCAAAAAUGACUUGCAAGUAUUGCUCGGGCCAGGCCAGACCGACGGAUAACAAUUUAAUGCCGGGCAGCGGGUACCCGCUGCGCAUGGAGUCACCGCGGCCUACGACGCGCCCCGUCGAGCCGGAGUCGCCCGCGCUGCGUGCCGCGUUGGCCGCGCCGGGGACACCCUCCCUGCGCGCCCUGUUCGCCAAGCGCCUCUCCCUCGCGUCCGAGCCGCGCCGCGACCCCGAGCCCGCCGUCCGCACCGCGGCCUCGCCGCCGUCACGGUCGCGCCUCGCGGAGCCGGCCCCGCCGCCGCCGCCGCGCGCCGUCGAGUCGGCUCCCUCGCCGCCGAGCCUCGCCAAGCUGGCUCUGGCGCUGCUGACCUACGUCGAGCCCUCUCCGUCGCCGCCCGCCACUGCGCCGCCGCCGCCGCCGGGCGCCGCACCCUGCCGUGCGCCCGCCACUGCCCCGGCACCGCCGCCGCGCCCGCGCCCGCGCGCCGCCCGCACCGUGCUGUACAGUGACGAGGCGGGCGUCGGCCUGGGCGCGCUGCUGGCGGAGCGCCUCCACCACCGAGUCAUCAACGACUGUCACCCGGGGGCCACCGUCGAUCGACUGAUCGAAUGUAUCUCUGCAGGCGAGUUUGACUGCGACUCCACGCUCGUAGUUUUCAUAGGGAACAGUGUCGACUGUACUAAGCGAGAUAUUUUAAAACUAUCCGCUACUCUGUCGAAGGUCGACCGAGAAGAGGUUGCGAAGAUCAUUAUUUGUGCGCUCCCGUACAGAAUGUCUAGCAAAGUCAACAAGAGGGUGUUUCACUACAACUCUUUAUUAUAUAAUUUGGCGUUGUACAGUAGUACGAUUUCGUAUUUUGAUACGAAUAAAUUUAUAGAUGAGUUUGUUAUGCCUUAUAAGAAAACCUACCUACCGAGGAGAUGUUUAGUAGAAUGUGCUGACCUGUUAGCGUAUAACAUUAAAGGCCCCGACGUGGCUAGCACGGCGUUUAAUAAUAAUAUGAAACGGUUUAAUUUUUCAUGCCCCGGUAGCGAGGGUUUCGAGAUGAAGCCGUCUGGUGAUUUGAAUUUAAACUAACAGCUCCGACAACGAGUGCACCAGCCGGCUCCAUUUUUAUUGAUCACUGCGAUGCUAGUAUGAUAGGUAAAACCAAUUUAUUGAACCUGGUUCACCAAAAUAUCCAAGGAUUCACUUGUAAGGAACUUGAAAUUGAUUUGUAUUUGCAGUCGUCGAAUAUUGACAUACUCUGUAUUACUGAGCACUGGCUUAAAGAACAUGAAUUUAUGUUUAAUUUUAAGAAUCAUAGUAUAAUUAGUUCUUUUUUUAGGAAAUCUAGUAACCGUGGCGGGUCAUUAAUAAUGGUUAAGCAUAACUUAAAAAGUAAAGAGCGCAGAGACAUUGUUGACAUGUCUGUAGAACGCCAUAUUGAACUUUCUUGUGUUGAGAUGGACCAAUUUAUCAUUAUAUGCGUGUACAGGCCCCCUUCGGCGGACUAUAAUGUAUUUGAAUCAGUAAUAGAUGACGUACUUAGUAGUGUUUUUAGAACCCAAAAAAGUAUAAUUGUGUGUGGCGAUUUUAAUGUCAACAUACUUGAACAUUCGCCAUUAUGUGGAAGGUUAUUAAACACCUUCAAAUCCUUUAACUUGGUUAACUUAUUCUGCGAACC